GAAAAUCCCCACACUCUCAAUUUCUUGCUACAGCCCUUGCAGAACAAGAAGGAUGGUUUUAUUUUCUGGCGAUUUCUUAAGUCAUUUAAGCAGAUCCACCAAAGAAGAGAAUGAGGAUUGGUUAUCCAGGGAUGGAGACAAGGUGAUCUUUUCCUUCUUGUGGACAUUUGUAGUUAAUAUACUGUAACCCGGCACAGGCAAGUCCUUUAUGAUCCCAGCCAAGGUUGGUUCUCUGCCAUAACUUACCAUCCUAGUGUAAACUCUUCUGAAGUCCAGACACUGUCUUUAUUGUGUACACAUUGUCAUGAAAAACAACCCCUGCUUACAGUCCUGUUUUCCUCAUUCCUGAAACCUCCUAACCCGGUUGACUCGUCGGAGUGCAUUUCAUGCAUUCUUAGCAGAUGGGCUGAAGGAAACGCCUAGUUCGCUCGCAGCUAGAGGCUAGAAAGCAUGUAAGGAGUUCAUGAACGCUGCUUGUCUCCUCUUGCAGUCACUGCAGAGUGCACUCAGCCUGCCGGGGGAAGGAUCCCAAACUGCUGGGCACAGCAUGAGCAUCCCACAUCUGGAAAACCCCACUGGUGUGACGCCGCUGCUGACAGCGAGCUAAGGUGAAGCAACUACUGUCAGGCAUCUUGCUGUGGAAGUCCGUGCUGACAGUGCUCAAGGGGCUGGUGGUUACUGAAAAUGGAAGAAACAAGGAAGCUCUCUCCAAAGCCGUGUAAAAGCAAAGAACCCGUGAAAACAGAAUGGGGCGCUCAGAGCGUUGUGUUUACCUAUUUCCAAGGGGAUAUUAACAGCGUGGUGGACGAACACUUUUCCAGGGCUCUAAGCAAUGCCAAGAACCCCCAAGACCUGAGCACGAAGCACAAGGAUGAGACUGUUGUCCUGAAGAAUGAUAGCGCAUCGCCCCAUCAGUGGAAUUUCUCUGCACAUUGUUCCAAAGCAUAUCCAUCAUCUUCUGCACCAAGCGUGUCCAAUUCAGGUCUGAGUUUUGCUGCUGCUGCUGGUCUGGCAGGCCAGUACCAGCCACCAGCUCUGCGGAGUCAUCCAGCCCAGCCUGCAGACUUAUGGCCUUUCCCUUCGAUUGGGACUCCCAGUCUCCCCAGUUCUGUGUAUCAUCAUCAUGCCUUGCCUGACCUGCAUGUGGGAGAUGAACCCGUCUCUGACAGGAAAUACGGUUCUCUUCUUGGUCUUCUGCAACAGGAAAAGUGCCUAACAUCCAUGCAGGAAUGUCCCAUGAAGCAACACUCAAGUUCUGCUUGUAUGACUGGACCUGCUAGGUUACAAAAUAUAAGCCAAAGUUCAGCUCCUGGGGGAGAGAGGAAAGCAAGCUCUUACCAAGGCUCAGAGAAUCCCAGCGGAAGCCACGCCACCGCAGGCAUUCAGAUCCACGACAGAAGAAGAGAUUUGUACUUUUAGCCACUGGAGGGUUCUCCUUCAUUCUGAACGAGGAAGUUCUUGCUGUGAACUCUUACUAUUUGCAACUGUGAACCAAGAAGGGAACUGCAGCUAUUCCGUGCUCUCUCUGUUGGAAGGAUACACAUGCUAUUUACUAGUUGAGGAGUGAAGAAUCAACCUUUUCUAUACAGUAAAUAAUUUCUAAUAGCUGUGGGAUUAAACCUGACUUUGUUGUGAAGAAAUAUUGUCUACUGAAGGCUUUUCAUGUAGCCCUCCUGAAAAGACUCUUAGCACUUCUUAAUCCAUGUAUUCACUUACCAUCUCUUGAUAAGAAUCACAGUUCUUAUCAGUGCAGUUUCUAACUGGUAAGUGCAGGGAUGCAGUUUGAAUUUGCAUAUGCAGAUGAACAUGACAUAUAUAUAUAUAUAUGAAUAUGCAGAUGAAUUUGGCAUAAAUUCAGUGCUACAGGUUCUCAGCUUGAUUUGAUACCUCCGUAUCAUUUUAAAUAGUCUUAGGCCAGGGGCAAGAGACUUCCAGACAACCACGGGUCAUGCUUAUGGUUUGGAAGUACACUGAUUUGUAACCAUACUUGCAAUUCAUAGGGGCAUUCUUCAGAAACUAUAUAAUGUGCAUAUGCCCAAAGGCUCUGUUUUGCCUUCUUAUAAUGUAUCCUCUAGAAAACAGUGAUUUAACACUAAAUCUGGGAGGAAAUUUGGAUCCUUAUUAGGUGCAAUUAGAAUACCCUUGAGCAAAAGCUGGAGGGGGGAAUGUUCUAUUUUCCCAACCUCUCUGCAGGCUUAAGAGCUUCUGACCAAGCAAAAAUCAAUUCCUCCAUGGUAGCUGCAUCCCACAGACCUCAGAGGGGCUGAAUGUGGGUUCCAUGCAGUGGCAUCCAUGAACCGUGCAUUGAUCCUGCACGUUCAGAUCCCCUCCUUGCUUCACCACUCGCCCUUGGCAACUACAUCUGCUGAAGCUGCUGGGAGUCAAACGUCCUGUGACGGGUGUUCAGGUCUGUGUAUGUUCAGGUAUGCACUGAAGAGAGACUGCUCAGCCUUUGUUGUGAAUCCUAAGGAUAAAGAUUUGGGUUUCAAUUUUCCUUAUCCAUUAGCUAGACA
Molecule: messenger RNA, 2513 nt
Organism: Pezoporus flaviventris
Lineage: Eukaryota; Metazoa; Chordata; Aves; Psittaciformes; Psittacidae
Gene: VGLL1
Product: vestigial like family member 1
Exons: 6
Coding region: 685-1419 (244 amino acids)
Biological process (GO): regulation of transcription by RNA polymerase II
Cellular component (GO): nucleus
Source: RefSeq, a predicted model, not a curated record